Messenger RNA from Diaporthe citri, 1641 nucleotides. RefSeq lists its product as uncharacterized. The record is from RefSeq and is a predicted model, not a curated record. Gene Ontology annotation, molecular function: transmembrane transporter activity. Bases 1 to 1641 code for a protein of 546 amino acids. Lineage: Eukaryota; Fungi; Ascomycota; Sordariomycetes; Diaporthales; Diaporthaceae. The transcript has 4 exons. Gene Ontology annotation, biological process: transmembrane transport.
AUGUCGGGCUGGAAGUACGCUUUUUCUUUAUCCAAGGCUGAGGUCAAGGACGCAUGUCCUCCAGGAACCGUCCGCCUUGUUGACCAUCACAUCCGCGACAAAGCCCUCGAGGCUGGACACACCGGGCCAGAUACUUCGGACUCCUCAAGCGAUGAGAUCGUUCGCUUCCCUAGGCCAUCUGCGGACCCAGCCGACCCCCUCAACUGGGCAUCAUGGCGAAAGGUCGCCCUCUUGUUGACGGCUUCCAGCUACGCCUUCAUUGGCAACUUUGCGAGUUCAGGACUGGCGCCAGCCUUGCAAGCCUACAACAUGAACUUCCCCACAGACCCGCAGCCCUUCUCCCAGCUUACCCAGCUCAUUGCUGUUUCGGUCCUCAUGAUGGGCGCCUCAAACAUCUUCUGGGUCCCACUGUCAAACAUCAUUGGCAGACGACCUGUCCUGCUCCUCGCUACACUCCUCAUGACACUAGCCUCCAUGUGGGGCGGCCUCGCGCCGUCUUUCAGCUCUCUCCUUGCUUCGAGGGUGUUUCAGGGGACCGGGGCUGGCCCAUCGGAAACGACAGCCCCGGUCCUGAUCGGGGAAGUCUUCUUCUUGGACUCGCGGGGUAGGGCCAUGGCCGUAUACACGACGUUCCUCAGCCUGGGCUCCAUCAUCGGCGGUAUCACCGGCAGUUACAUCGCCUUCCAUCACGGAUGGGCAUACGUGUUCUGGGUGAGCACCGCACUGUCCGCGGCGUGCUUCGUAGGUACCCUCCUCUUCGUCCCGGAGACGCUUUACUCCAGGGGCAACGCCUUGUCGCCGCAGUCCUCCCGCACGCAGCAGGACACGUCCAAGGUCGGAGAGACCCUGCAUGUUGAGAGCUACCCGCAGACCAACACCUCAAGCUCGGAGUACAGGCCCUAUACCUUUGUUCGGUCUCUUGGCUUCGGACCUGUCCGGGGGGGCAACAUCCUGUCGUGUUUCGUCCAACCCUGGAAGACACUGGCACUUCCCGGGACCUGGGUCGUCAUGCUUCAUUAUGCCGGCCUUGUUGGUGGAAUCGUGACCAUCUCAACCAUAGGAGCUCAGCUCGUCUCCCAGCCGCCUUACCUCUGGGGCGCAAACGCCGGUUUGAUCAACGUCGGCCCCAUAAUUGGAGCACUCAUCGGCGCGGGAUUCACUUACCUCACCUCGGACGCGAGGCUGCUCGGCCAGGCCAAGCACGAGGGCCACGGCUUCGCCGAGCCGGAGAGCAGGUUGCCGACCAGCUUCCCGGGGCUGUUCAUCGCCACAAGCGGCCUGUUGGUGUUCGGGUUCUGCGCGCAGAACCCGGGGCCAAAGGUCUGGGUCGGGCUGGAGGUCGGGUAUGCGAUGCUGUCGUUUGGUCUGAUGCAGGUGCCAUCCAUCGAUUUCAACUACCUCAUCGACUCGUACUCGCACCUUGCGGGUGACUGUUUCGUCAUCGUCACGAUUCUCCGAUCCGUUAUUUCAUUUGCAUGGACCUUUUUUGUGGCCGACUGGGUGGCCGAGAAGGGACCCGCCGAGCCGUUCGGAAUCUUUGGUAUGCUAUUGGGCAUCUUCAGCCUCUUGACUAUUCCGCUGUGGUUGUUUGGGAAGCGUAUGAGGAUUGCAACUGCUAGUCACCUGGAGAUCAGGUAUUAA